AUGUCGCACCUUAAUCUCGCAACACUCGAUACCUCGCAACAUCCCUACCUUCCAGCGUCAUCCCAGACCUUAUUCGCCGCCAAGGCCAAGAGGAAAUUCACCUUCGAAGAUAUCUCCAAGCAAAUCGGCCGCAAUGAAGUAGCUACCGCAGCUAUAUUCUAUGGACAAGCCAAAGCGUCUGCAGAAGACAUCGCCAAUCUCGCCAAGGUCCUCGAUAUUCCACUCAAAUUGCUCGAAGAGCAGCUCAGCGGCUUCCCCGAUCGCGGUCGGUCCGUGGAGAUGCCGCCCAAGGAACCACUGAUCUACCGGUUGUAUGAAAUUGUGCAGAAUUACGGAUACGCGUACAAGGCCGUGUUGAAUGAGAAGUUUGGCGAUGGCAUUAUGAGUGCGAUAUCAUUUUCGACCAAAGUGGAAAAGGAAACGGAUGCCGAUGGGAAUAAUUGGGCUGUGAUUACGUUAAGGGGAAAGUGGUUACCUUUUUCGAGAUUCUAAUGUCAGCCUAACAGAGAGAUGAUAUGUGUAAUGAGACGUUUAUUCAUUGAUCGAAGCUAACAGGUUGGUAUCGUAGACGGUAGGACAGAUAAACAAAGACACGUGUGCAAGCUAAGCAAAACACCAUAUCAAGACUAGAUUGUAAUUGGACUAAAACGAGUCUAGCAGCAGUCCUCGAGACACUCAAAGGCGCAGAGACCAGCGAAGCUU
Talaromyces stipitatus ATCC 10500 is the source of this 702-nucleotide messenger RNA. RefSeq names its product cyanate hydratase, putative. The record is from RefSeq and is a predicted model, not a curated record. Lineage: Eukaryota; Fungi; Ascomycota; Eurotiomycetes; Eurotiales; Trichocomaceae. Gene Ontology annotation, molecular function: cyanate hydratase activity; DNA binding. The transcript has 2 exons. Bases 1 to 492 code for a protein of 163 amino acids.